UUUUGUGGCAUCCCUUAAGGCUGAUGUCCUGAGCCAGUCAAACACAACGCAUUCUAAAAAUUGUACAGGUAGUGCUAGUUUUUAUCCCUGUACUAGUGGAGCAUCACAUUUCUCGAGAAAGCAGCUUCAUCCCUGGCCUCGCCCUCUAAUUCAUGCCCCUCUUUUUGCUCCAUUUUUUUAGCUUGAAUCUUGGGCUUGGAACAGCAAAAGUUAACUCCUUGAUCUCUAUAAAUAAUUCGGAGUUUAAAGAGAAAUUUCAACUUUCACAUCCCCAAAGAAGAUCCAAAGCCGUCCAGACUUAAGGUUAGCAACAAUCCCCUACAUCGCAUAACAUAUAUUUGGAGAGCGACAUGGGUGAAACGGCACAAGAAAAGAGUGAGAAGAAGGACAAGCACCCGAAGGAGGACAAGCACAAGGAUGCUGAACAUGCAAAAGAGGAGAAAAAGGAGGAUAAAUCCAAGGACAAGAAAAAGAAGGACAAGGAGUGUAAGAAGGAAAAGAACCCUGAAGACAAGAAAGACCCACAAAAGCUGAGGCAGAAGCUCGAGAAGGUUGACGCCAAGAUGCAGGCUCUGGUGGCGAAGCGUGAAGAGAUUCUGAAGUCGAUUCAGGAAGCCGAGCAGAAGGCCAAGGUUUCUGGCGGGGAAGCCGCGCCGGCCGCCACCUCUUAAGGCUCAUGUCAAGGCCAGAUGGAGACGCUGAUGCAUAAGAUGUACAGAACUUGAUUGAGAGGAAGGACAAAAUACCUGUAUAAUUAGGGAUAGAAAUCUUGGAGCAUAAAAACUUAGAUGAUGCACCUAUGAAUGGUAUAGUUAAUUAUGUGGCGUACAUGUCUCAAAGAGUAGCAUUGCCACAACAUAAUAAAUAGUCACGACGUUGAUUUUAAUUCCUAAAUUGUAACUGCUUAUCGUGUGAUCGCACUUAUAUAAUAAUUUGCACACGUUUA
Molecule: messenger RNA, 946 nt
Organism: Syzygium oleosum
Lineage: Eukaryota; Viridiplantae; Streptophyta; Magnoliopsida; Myrtales; Myrtaceae
Exons: 2
Coding region: 351-671 (106 amino acids)
Source: RefSeq, a predicted model, not a curated record